GACUUUUAGGUAGUUAGCUUACUAGUUUUGGAAUAGAACUCUGUAUUGCUGCUUUAAGGUUUUAGCAAGGAAAUAAAUGUUUCUUUCGGACGCCUGUUUUGUCAGAGCAAAAGUUUCUGUUUCGUGAGUCUGCUCCCAUCAUGUCUGCUGUAGUGAUUCACCUCCACUUGAAUAUUCACUCCGAAUUUUAACAUAAGAUUUCAGCCAACAGGAGAGCUUUUUUAGAGGCUUACAAAUUACACCAUACGCGAGCUAACUGGUACAUUUGUUACUGGACCAUUUUUAUCAUAGAAGAGGAAUCAGGAAGUCAAAGUAGUGUACAAUGAGAAAAGUAAAAAAAAUGUAUCACCGGCAUUAAUUCAAUCUCACCAGUUUGUCCAAUGUACAUAUAUUGGUCGUUUUUUAAUAGUUAGUGUAUUCUGGUAGCAUAUCUAUCACAAGUAUGGAGCAGAAUUAUCAGAAUGAAGAAGCCACUUGAAAGUGGAGGCGAGGUGAAGACAGGGCAAUUAUGAAAUUUUUGGACAACAUAGAAUGCUUUUACACUUUUCAUCCAUAUGAAGUACAAUUUAAUUCCCUGAAUUUCAGUCCCUGAUCAUCAAAACAUUAACAAUUGGAAAUGUUUUUUUAUGUUAUUCAUAUGGGUUUCAUCUAUCAUUGUGCAAAAUGUCAUCACAAUUGUAUGACAGAAAAUAUCUGGUUGCCAUGCAUACAUUUCGAGUUACACAUCACAAAGUUUAAUUCAAUUCAAUUUUAUUUAUAUACCGUCAAAACAAUAAAAUUGUCUCAAGGUGCUUCACAGAGCCCAGUGCCUGGACCCUCCUUUUUACAGUUUACAGAUUAUUUUACUUGAACUGAUGAUUUAUUGUAUGUUUUUGCUAAUUUAUCUGGAUUGGCUGCACCGAACAACAAAGGGCCCCUUAUUUUAAAGAGAAUUAACUGUAGAUUCAUAAUAUACAAUAAAACCACUUGUAAUUUUUGGAUCAACUGGACUGAUUUUUGCUGUGACAUGCCUCAUGCUGUCCUUGGUGACCUACAUAAGAUAACAUACCGAAUGAACUAAUCAAUUUUGAUAGCCCAGUUACUGAAUGUAACUACAAUUAAAUAUAAACCUUACAGAGGGGACUCACUCUUGUGUAGGAAAAAAAAAACGAUUCUGGUUAAACUGACAUUUAGAGUUGUUGACUAUUAAGUGGAGAUGAUUGGGGGAACCAUACCAAGGCAUUUGUUUCACUGUGUUUCCUGUGUAUUUGAGGAAUACAAAAGAGAGGUUUAGCUUGGCUGUUGGAACAGGGCUGGAUGCAAUGCUGAUGUUAAACCAUAUUUAUUUAAAGUCUGUUAUGCCAAGCUUGCUUCAUGAAAUGCAAGUAGCCCGGAUAUGUAUCGUCUGUCGAAUUCCGAGAGGCUUAAUUUUAUAUCUUGCUGUGUAAAAUGUACAAGUACCUUUUUGUCCUUAGAAGUAGACAUUGACAUUCAAACUAAAAUAGUUUUAAAGGUGUAGUAUGUUUUCUUUGUAUUUGAAAAAAUAAUCAUGACUCUGGUCCCAUGACGGCCACAUAAUUCUAAAAACACAACAGAAGGAGAGUUUCGCAUUAUUGCCAUGCAUUCUCUGCCUUAUGUUUCAUUAUUGCAUUUUAUCUGGUCUUUUUAAGUGUUCUGAUUUUUUUCUCAACCCAUACAUACUGUAUAUGCUUGUAAAACCAUUUUAAGUUCUUGAAACAAAAACCUGACAAAGUGCUUUCAAAAGGUGAGGUUUAUGUUCUAUUUGUUAUUCUCUCAGAAUAAAGAUAUCUGAUGCAAUUGUGAAUGCUAUGGUUUCUCAGGCAUUAGAGGUAUGACUUAUAUUAAGACGGUAUCACAGCUCAAGGGAGACUUCUAGUAGAGGGACUUAAGAAGUGAAAACCCUCAAGCGGCACCUUAAACCCAAGCUUUCCAGACAAAUCUUGUUUUGUGAUCCCACUGAUCUUUAACUAUUGAAAUAAUUGAAGAAAACAGGAGCACUCCGAUUUUAAAUUGUGAUUUAAUAAUAUUGUAUAUAAAUCUACCCAACUUUGAGAGGGUAACACUUUUAAUGUUAAAAGAAACCGUUAUACCUUGCUUCAAAUGAUAGGAUUGCAUAGGCACAACAUUGAUUUGCGAGAAUACAGCGAGAAAUAGUCAAUACUGAAGUAAUACCUUCUUUUUGUAGUCAAAGAUCCAUACACAUUUAGAACUUGAGUGACGGUACCAGUAUUCAUCCCAUUUAAUUUCUUAUCAGCAGGACAAGAUUAUACAUUGUAUCUUGUUGUAGCAAUAUUUCAAGGUAUGAACAGUAUUGCAAAUAUUUUAAUUUAAUUUAAUUUCAUUUGCUGAAAGUGGACUGUAGGUUUUGCUCUUCAAAUAAGCAGGAAUGUUACCGAAUCGCCCAAAAUUUUUUAAUCUAAAACAAGUAUGCUUUCGUGUCAUCAAACUAGUGUGUCGUUGUCAAUUGUAUUUUGGAUAUAAGAAAAUCUCUUUCAGAUAGACAUUUCUUUCAUAAACAUCAAUGUGAAAUGUAUGUCGUAAAUAUCAACUCUUUUAAAGUUGAGCGUAUAUAAGAUAACGAAUUAAAUCGCCGGUAGUAUCGACUAUUAUGUGAGAUUCAGACACCACCUCGAAUCUCUUCCGUCUGACGUCUAUCCGACGUAAUCGUGAGUGCGGAGGAUUUCCUGUAUUUACCGCGGAAGGAUCUCGCGCAGCCUGAAGGUGCGUUGUGUGUUUGGCUGAAUUUGAGGAGAUUUCCUGUCUCAGCGGAGGGAUCUCAAAUUUGUGGGUCUCUGAGCAAUUCAGUGAGUCAAUGUGAAUCUGAACCUCUAGACGAACAUGGCGACUUCACUGCAUGAGGGAACCGCUAACCAGCUUGAUCUGCUCAUUCGGGCAGUGGAAGCGUCGUGUCAUGGCUCGAACGUUGACAAGACCAUUGAGGCGGCCGAAGCGCUGCUCCACAUGGACUCUCCCUCCAGUCUACGAGGAGACCGCAGUCCAGAAGUGUUUGUGACCCACUGUGCCAACUCGCCGGAGCUGAUACACGCGGCCAUGCGGCCCGACAUGCCGUCCGAGAUGGUGGUGGAGGUGAGCACGGAGGAGUCCGAAUCCAUGGACAUGGGGGCCAUGGUGGAGGAGACGGAGCUGGAGACCGAGCCAGUCAGGAAGAAGAAGGCUGGUCGGAAGCCAAAGCCGCAUAACACAACAGUGUCAAAUGGCUCCCCAGAUCUGGGUAUAAAGAAGAAGCCCAGAGAAGGAAAGGGCAGCACAACAUACCUGUGGGAGUUUCUGCUGGACCUUCUCCAGGACAAGAACACGUGCCCCAGAUUCAUCAAAUGGACCCAGCGGGAGAAGGGCAUCUUUAAGCUGGUGGACUCUAAGGCUGUGUCCAGACUUUGGGGUAAACACAAGAACAAGCCUGACAUGAACUAUGAGACCAUGGGACGAGCUUUGAGGUACUACUAUCAGCGGGGCAUCCUGUCCAAAGUGGAGGGUCAGCGCCUGGUCUACCAGUUCAAGGAGAUGCCCAAGAACAUCGUUGUCAUUGACGACGAUCAAUCGGACCCGGGAGGGGGCGACGAAUCGGCAGCCGCGGCAGCGGGCCUGGAGAAGUCGUAUGAGCGUGUAUCCCUUGCUGGUGGCGACACCCUGCUGACCUCCGACCUUUCCAAGGCGCCUGGGAUUCUCAGGGGCACUGGGGGUCGGCCACUGAUCCACCACACUGCCAAGGGCAAAGCAGCUGCUGCCACACUCACAGCCACGCCCAUCCAGCACAUAGUCACUGUCUCCGCGGCACCAGACGUCUCCCAGGCGCAGCUGACGUCCCACGCAGCCACAAUCAUUCCCAGCGCCUCAGGGCCCAGGACGGUACGCGUGGCCAUGCAGGUGCCUGUUGUCAUGACCACGUCCCUCGGUCAGAAGUUCUCCACGGUAACAGUGCCAUCCCACAACGCUUCUCUACUCACCACAGCGCCCACCUCUAUCGCCACGAUGACGGGCACCAACGCGCCUAAAGUGCUUAUCCAGACAGUGCCCACAAUGAUGCCCGCCACGGCAGAGAACGGCGACAAGAUCACUGUGCAGCUAGCCAAGAUCAUCACCAUCCCUGCCUCCCAGCUGGCCCAGUGCCAGCUACAGGCCACCCACGGCAAACUGGGGGGAACGGCAGCGGGCAUUAACCUGGUGGGCACUCCCCUGGCUGUGCGAGCGCUCUCCCCCAUGUCCAUGGGGCCGGGCACCCAGGUGCUGCGGCUGGCAAUGCCUGCCCAGCAGGCCGGCAUCCCCAUGCAGCAGCCAAGACUUCCGCUCAGCCUCACCCCGACACAGACCACCAUCACCAGCAGUGCCAUCACUAACCCCAGGCCUCUCCUCAGCCAGCCCUCCGCGCCCACAGCCAGGGUGGUGGGCACUGUGGUGGCCAAGCCUGCCGUUGCCGCCGCUCCCGCCGACCAGGCGCAGGCCCCGCAGUUGGUGACCAUCUCCAUGAAGACCAGCCCCACGAUGAUGGGGGCGGUGGUCGUGCAGGAAAAGAGCACAGAGCAGGCGGUGGAUGUCCAGGGGCAGGCGUCGGAGGCGUCUCCUGCCGAUAGCCAGGAGGCAGAGUGCUGAGUGCUGUGGAGGCUCGGCAGAGGAUGUGUGCACAUGGCUUAUGCACUCUUGUGAAGAGCAUAUCCAGAAACACACACACACAUAUCCAGACCGGACUUCUGCAUUCACCUUGUACAGUUUGAGAGACGCUUAAGCAAAACAGAUGUUUCAUUUCUGUGAAAUAUGUGAAAUAACAUGAAUUUGCCAGCCAAACCCUUGUAAACAUUCAGACACCUAAAAAUCUGAUGUCAGAGACCUGACACUAGAAUGACUUUUUUUUUUUUUUAUCCCAUGUUUGUAAACACACACUCAUAGGAAUAGACUUGGCUGAAAUCUCUCAGCAGUUCACGAAAAAAGGGACCAAUGCGAAACACUACAGACUUUCUUUUUUAAUCUGAUGACACUAACGGCAUGAUGCCAGAAAACAGAACACUAACAUAAAAAAAUCAAACCAAAUGUGAACUUUCAAAGGGAGGACUGGGUUAAAAAGGAAUUUGCAACAUUUAGUGUAAACAUUUUUUUUUUUUUUCCUAUUUUAUAUUGCAUAUAUGAUGCAAAAACCAGCAAAACUCGUUUCAACUAUCACUGUGCACACAAAGCAUCAAUGGUCUUGAUGUUAAGUGACCUACACAAGGACAGGACUGACAGCGUCUGUUCCAGGCUGGCUCCACCAUGGGAAGCCGAAAGGGACUUUGUAUAUACUUGCUUACAGUUUACCGAAAUCUAAAAAUGAAACAGCCUUAGAUUGACUUUUUUUUAAAUGAAUAAGCUUAUCUGGCUUUUUUUUCUGUUGAGAUCUUUGUUUUGAUACCUUGUACCAAGCACAGUAUUACUACGUGAAAUGCAGCAACGCAAGUUGAGAAAAAUAGUUUUUAAGUUCAAGAUGCGGAAAAGGUGUUUGAGCCUGUGUGUGGCUUUCACUGCGCAGCAAAGCUCAGUCUGCUUCAAGAAACUGGAGGACCACAGCAGCCAUGUUGUGUCGUGUCUCCCCCCCCCCCCCGUGUUUUUUUGAGAGGUCACGCUUGGUCGCAUGUACCACAGUGGCAACAGAUAUUCUGUUUGUUUUUUGCAUUCACAGUUUUUUUUUUCCCCCCUUAGUUUCCAGAGAAGGGGAGAGGAAGAUGUUCGCAUUCAGAAUGAACUAGUUUGUAUAUUCAACAUUUGAAGUAUAUUCUAUUUUGUUGUACUCUUGUUUCAAAGUGUAUUCAAGUAGAUUUUACUUAAAUAUAAAAAAAUAUUCUAAGAACUUUUGUUUGUGGUUUGUUUUUUUAAAUGAGCCUAACAUCUGUUUUCCACCCCAAAUGUGGUCAUUUGGACCCUGCAUUUCUGAAACAUCAAAGACUGAUUAAACACUGAUAGAACAGUACUAACAUCACUGAUAAUGUAGUAUAAUCUAAUGCUUGUAUUCUGUUUUUAUAUUGAAUAUUCUUAAUACAGAAUGUUGCUCCAUUAUACCAGGAGGGUUACACAUCUUGUUGUGGACUUUCAAAGGCUUCAUGUUGGAUGUUAAUGCUGGUGAGUUGCUGUUGCACAUUUUCACCACAGGGUGGCAGGCCAUCAUAGCACACCUCAAGGGGAACAUAAUUUGUUUUCCUAUGCAGGGGGAAGUGUUCAACAAGAUAUGCAGAGGAUAUGUUGUGAUGUUCUCUUUCUAACAUUUCCGCUCACUGUUAGAAGGAACAGUCAUUUGGUUUAAGAACCACUUGUGAGACUAUUUAUUAAAGCAAUAUGUAUUUAGCCAUUUCA
Messenger RNA from Clupea harengus (Atlantic herring), 6333 nucleotides. It is a transcript of the gene elf2b, whose product is annotated as E74 like ETS transcription factor 2b. Gene Ontology annotation, molecular function: DNA-binding transcription factor activity, RNA polymerase II-specific; sequence-specific DNA binding. Gene Ontology annotation, biological process: cell differentiation; regulation of transcription by RNA polymerase II. Gene Ontology annotation, cellular component: nucleus. NCBI's taxonomy places the organism in Eukaryota, Metazoa, Chordata, Actinopteri, Clupeiformes, Clupeidae. The record is from RefSeq and is a predicted model, not a curated record.